CGAGGUAUAAAACCCCCCGCACCUUCGACACAGACAUCUGUGUGUUAGCUGUGUAUGUGCCAGGACUACCAUGAUCAAGUUGUGUAUACUUUUGGCACUGGGAUGCGCCGGAGCCCUAGCUGUAACGCAGGAGCAGCUCGCCCAGUAUGUUGCGGCUCAGCAGACCGCAGGAGCGCCCAGGGCGCGACAGGCGUACGCCCUACACCAAGCCGAGGAGGCAGGGGACGACGCCUACCAGACCGCUGGUAACGCAGCCUACAUCAAGGCGGGGGAUGCGGCUUACCAGACCGCUGGCAACGCAGCUUACCUAAAGGCGGGGGAUGCGGCCUACCACACCGCUGGCAACGCAGCCUUCGCCAAGUCUGGCAGCGCAGCCUACAUCAAGGCUGGCAACGCAGCCUACAUCAAGGCGGGGGAUGAGGCCUACCACACCGCUGGCAACGCAGCCUAUGCCAAGGCUGGCAACCCAGCCUAUAUCAAGGCUGGUAACGAUGCCUACCAACAAGCAUACAACACUGCCUACCAGCAGGCAGCGUCUGCCUACCAGCCAGCCCAGCCCGCUCCUCAGGCUAGCAGCUACAAGUCCUUCAGCUCCAGCGUCGGCUCCCAGCCUCAGCCUGUUUACUACAGGCCCGCACCCCAGUACAGCGCUCAGCCAGCGCCUGCACCCCUUCAGUACCGCAAAGUUCGCCCUCUAGCAGCCGACCCUGAGAAGGAACCUGAAGACUAUGACCCCAACCCAGCGUACCAGUUCUCUUUUGACGUGAAGGACGAUGAGUUCACCAACUACCAGAAUCGCAAGGAGCAGAGGGAAGGAGACAAGAUCUCAGGCAGCUACAGUGUGGUGGACAGUGAUGGCUACAUUAGGACUGUCACAUACACAGCCGACCCCAAGGAGGGUUUCAAGGCUGAGGUUAGUCGAGAGCCAACAGAAAUCAGAGUGAAGCUCCCUCAGCCACCUGCAGCUCUGCCUCAGCAAUAUCAGCAGAUUCCUCAGCAGCUUCUACGCAAGCAGCAAACACAACAGUAUCUAGAGGCUUCUUCACCAGCAGUAGCGUCACCCCAGUACAGGCCACAGUCAGUAGCCUAUGUUGCGCCCCAGUACGCAGCCGCCCCACAGUACGGAGCAGCCCCACAAUACGCCCAGGCUGCACCCCAGUACGUAGCCAAGGCGGCCCCAGCGGCCUCAGGCCUGGCAGCCUACUCAGGUCAGCACCGCCUAGCCGCACCUGCCAAGCCUAAGGCCUCAGCCAUCGGCUACGCACAGCAGCCAACAGGCAGCUCGCCCAUCCUCUACCAGGCGUACCAACCUUGAAACUAUAAAGACUGCAUUUGUAAAUAGUAUACGCUGCCUUACAGUUGUUGAUAAGGGCACUAGUUGUGAAGUGUUGUUGAUUGUGUUUGAAGAGUUAAGUCAUGUUAAAACCAGGAUCUGUGUUGGAGUGAAGAGAAAAAUGAUUGUUAAAUCAAAAGGUUUAAAAAAAUGUAAUGACUUGAGUCUAUUUGCCAUUCGAUCAAAAUAUUUGUACUUUAUUUAUAUAUGACGUAGUAUUAACAAGUGAAUGCUGUAAAUGUUCCUGAUUCUGAAUUACUUAAGGAAAUAAAUAUUUUCACAAUAA
Molecule: messenger RNA, 1619 nt
Organism: Macrosteles quadrilineatus (aster leafhopper)
Lineage: Eukaryota; Metazoa; Arthropoda; Insecta; Hemiptera; Cicadellidae
Gene: Cpr66D
Exons: 6
Coding region: 71-1315 (414 amino acids)
Cellular component (GO): extracellular matrix
Source: RefSeq, a predicted model, not a curated record